AUGAAAUUUUUAACAACCAAUUUUUUGAAAUGUUCAGUGAAAGCUUGUGAUACAAGUAAUGAUAAUUUCCCAUUACAAUACGAUGGUUCUACAUGUCAACUAGUUCAAGAUGAAAGUAUCGAAUUCAAUCCUGAAUUUCUGUUGAAUCUAAUGGAUAGACUCGAUUGGAGCGCAAUCCUUAUGGUGGCAAGUGAUUUAGGUAAUACUUCAUUACCUCAACAAAAACCAGUAUUUAAUAAAGAUAAUGAUGAAUUAUCUGAAGAAGAUAUGAUCAUAUUGAAAGAUUUCCACACUCUUUUAAUUCAAACCAAUAUAGUGGAAGGUCAAAUGAAAUGUAGAAACUGUGGCCAUGUUUAUUACAUCAAGAACAGUAUUCCAAAUCUAUUACUCCCUCCGCAUUUAGCAUGA
Naumovozyma dairenensis CBS 421 is the source of this 408-nucleotide messenger RNA. RefSeq names its product RNA methylation protein TRM112 (gene TRM112). The record is from RefSeq and is a predicted model, not a curated record. The transcript has a single exon. Lineage: Eukaryota; Fungi; Ascomycota; Saccharomycetes; Saccharomycetales; Saccharomycetaceae. Gene Ontology annotation, biological process: rRNA (guanine-N7)-methylation; tRNA methylation; peptidyl-glutamine methylation. The coding region runs from base 1 to 408 and encodes 135 amino acids. Gene Ontology annotation, molecular function: protein heterodimerization activity.